AUCAAAAAUCCAUAAAAACAAAAAUCUCUUCCAAAAUUUUUCCUUUUUCCAAAAAACAAAAAAGAAAAAAAGGAAAAAAAAUGUUUGGCAAACAAAAUACAAAAUAAAUAAAAGCUCUGCGAAAAACAUAUCCAACAUUAAUGAUUCGUGGAAGUACAUCUUCUAAGACUUCGGAGACCGAAUUGGACUCUUCCCCCAACUAUAAUUACGCAAAUUGCCAUCCCCACACUGCUAUUCCUACUGUUUCCUUCUUCCCCCAAAUUCAAUUAAAUACUCUGCAAAACCCUCGGCGUUAUCUCUCUCCUCUCCUUCCUAUAAAGAAGAAUCUUUCUUUCAUUUUUUUUUUUUUUUUGGGGCGUCUCUCUCUCUCUCACAUUUUCUAGCCCGCCGGUUUGUUUUUCUUUUUCCAAUCGGAGAGUGUGAUUAAAAGGUUUCGUCUAAUUUUAUUUUUUUUAAUUAAUUUAUUUUUGUUUUGCUCGAUGGAGGAAGAACCGUUGCCGGACCAUUUGCGGUGCAACCGGAGUGACGGCCGGCAAUGGCGGUGCAAAAGGAGGGUUAUGGAAAACAUGAAGCUCUGCGAGAUUCACUACCUCCAAGGCCGUCACCGGCAGUUCAAGGAAAAGGUACCCGAGUCUUUGAAACUUCAAAGGAUGCGGAAAAAGAAGGCACUCAGUAACAAUAAUAACAAUAAUAGCAGAGACCAGAGCAGCGUCAAAAUUAGGGUUAAGAAGGUCGAGAAUUUGGCCAAGUUGAUGAAGAGGAAGAAGAAGAUGAAGGAGAAUUUCAAGAGAGGCGCCGACGCGCAGUUGGAGUUGAUCAGGAUGGUUCUGAAGAGGGAGGUCGAGAAGAGGAAGAGGAACAAGAAGAAGAAGAAGAAGAAAGACGAGGAGGAGGUUGUCGUGGAAGAGAAUCAGAACAGCCAAGGAGGAGAGCUUAUGAGAUACCUUCCCAAUGGUCUCAUGGCAAUCUCUUCCUCUCCAUCUUCUUCUCCGAGGCAGCAUUCUGGUUCCGAAUCGCCUUGUAGAGUCAAGGUUGGGGUUGAUUUUGGGGCCGUUAGGUAUCGGCAAUUCCGGUCCAAGAACAUUGAGCCAAUGCCUACUGGUACAUUGCAGGUUUUGCCCUAUGCACGAAAUGUAGCGGAAUUGAGGAGAGCUAGGAAGAAGAAGUGCCAUGGGUGUCAUAAAAGUGUUUCGAGGAUUCUAAUCAAGUGUUCCAGUUGUCAAAAACAGUUCUUUUGCUUGGACUGCAUCAGAGAGCGGUAUUUAGAAAAACAAGAAGAAGUCAAGAUGGCAUGUCCAGUUUGUCGUAAAACUUGUACCUGUAAGGACUGCAUUGCAAAUCAAUCUAAAGACACUGAAAGUAAGGAUUUUUUGGGAGAAAAAAAUAAAGCCGAAGUAAUAUUAUGUUUCCAUUAUUUGAUUUGUAUGCUUCUUCCUGUAUUAAAACAAAUAAACCAAGACCAGGAUGUCGAGCUAGAAACAGAGGCAAUAAUGAAAGGGAAGAAUCCCUUUAAUCUUUAUGUCAAGCAGGUUGAAUUUAACUGCAAUGAGCAAUAUUGCUGCAAUAAAUGUGAAGCUUCCAUACUGGAUCUCCAUAGAAACUGCCCAAAUUGUUCCUUUAACCUUUGUUUAAAUUGUUCUCGUGAUUUUUAUCAUGGGACCUUUCAUGAUAGUAUUAACAUGUCUAUCUCAAAGAACCCCAACAAAAAGAGAAGCCGUGUGUUUGGUAGCAAGCAACAUUCAGAGAAGAAGCCAGUUAGAACCCCCAAACAGAAUUUCAGUGAUAAAUUCUCUGAUUCUUCUGCUUUACCAUCUGACUUGAGACCUUGUAGUGAUAUUGGUGGUAUCUCAUGCCCACCCAAGGAGUUUGGUGGUUGUGGUGAAAGUCUCCUUAAUUUGAGAUGCCUUUUCCCUGUGACUUGGACUAAGGAGCUGGAAAUAAAUGCAGAAGAAAUAGUUUGCAGCUAUGACUUUCCAGAAACCUCAGACACAUCUUCAUGCUGUUCACUAUGUCUUAGCACAGAUAAAAAAGCUGAAGAUAUUGAGCAGUUGCAAGAAGCAGCUGUAAGAGAAGACUCGAAUGAUAACUAUUUAUAUUACCCUAAGCUUAGGGACAUUCAAUGUGAAAGCCAUGAACACUUUCAGAAGCACUGGAGCAAAGGUCAUCCUGUUAUAGUCCGUAAUGUGCUUCAGGCUGCAAUGCAUUUGAGCUGGGACCCUGUAACGAUGUUCUGCGCCUAUCUUGAGAGAAGCAUUGCCAGAUAUGAAAAUAACAAGGAUAAAUGUGAUGCUACCAAUUGCUUGGAUUGGUGUGAGGUAGAAAUUGGUAUCAGACAGUACUUUAUGGGUUCUUUGAAGGGCCAGACACAGACAAAUAUGUGGAAUGAGACUUUAAAAUUAAAGGGUUGGAUGUCUUCCCAGUUAUUUCAACAACAGUUUCCAGCUCAUUAUGCUGAAAUAAUCCAUGCUCUACCAUUUCCAGAAUACAUGAAUCCAGCAUCUGGUCUUCUAAAUCUUGCUGCAAGGUUGCCGCAGGAAAUUCCGAUUCCUGACCUAGGUCCAUGUGUGUAUAUUUCAUAUGGCUGUUCUGAGCAAUUUGUAAAGGCCGAUUCAGUGAUAAAACUAUGUUAUGAUUCAUAUGAUAUGGUUAAUAUUCUGGCACAUACUUCAGAUGUCCCUGUCUCUGAGGAACAACUUUCUAAAAUAAGAAAAUUACUGAAGAAGCACAAUGCUCAAAAUCAAAGAGAGUCUUCUGGGAUUACUUCUGAUGAAAAAAAUGUAAGUAAAGUCAAAGGAAAAUCAUCAUUGCACAGUGAAAAGAAGGAAGAAGCAGGAAUACAGGAUCUUAUUGGAGAAGAAAUGCAUCUAAGGAAGAGAGUUGCCAGAGUCUCAUGUUCUUCUGCUGCCAUCCUUGAAGCAUGCUCGAGGAAUCUCAAAGAGGAUAAUAUGCUUCUUGGCGGAGAAUCUGAUUCUGACUCUGAAGUUUUGUUGCACUGUGGUACUAUCCGUGGCUCUGAGUCAUCAGAAGAUAAGAAAAAUUGCAGGGUUCAAAAUCAAAGCUCCAAUCAUUAUGGAAAGGAACUUCUAGUAGAGUCCCGUGGUGCCCAGUGGGAUGUUUUUCGGAGACAAGAUGUUCCUAUGCUUAUAGAAUAUCUCAAAAGGCACUGUAAUGAAUUCGCUCAUACACAUGAUUUUCAUAACGAUGUUAUCCAUCCAAUACUUGAUCAGAGUUUCUUUCUUGACACUACUCAUAAAAUGAAGCUUAAAAAGGAGUUUGAGAUUGAACCAUGGACUUUUGAGCAGCGUGUCGGAGAAGCUGUCAUCAUUCCUGCUGGAUGUCCGUACCAGAUUAGGAGUCCUAAGUCUUGUGUUCAUGUGGUGUUGGACUUUAUCUCACCUGAAAAUGUCACCGAGUGCAUUCAGUUGACUGAUGAAAUCCGUCAGCUUCCAGAAGACCAUAAAGCAAAAGUAGACAAGCUAGAGGUGAAGAAAAUGGCCCUUCAUAGUAUCAAUGCAGCAAUUAAAGAAAUUCGUGAGCUCACUUGUCCAAUGUAAAUAUCUCGUAGCGAUUUUUUUCCUUUUUUGGUUUUGUUUUUUGUUGCAAUUUUUUCAUUCCCCAUUUAGCUCCAGGACAUGCAUUUGUAUGGAUUGGAGGUUUCUCCUUUGAGUAUAUAAAUUUGUAAGAUGACAGUCCGAAAUUAAACGAUGUGGAGUAUUUCUCUGAAUAAUUGUAAAUGCUAAUUGUUUGGACAUGAGGUGCCAAAAUUUAUCUGUAUCCAUGUGAUGUGAUAAUGGAUGGAACAUUUGUUCAGAUUGACGAGCUUCAGAAAUAGUCUAGAAAAUUGUUAUUUGAAAAAAUCAGUAUAAAAUUUGUAUUAUUAUUAUUAUUA
This is a messenger RNA of Ziziphus jujuba (common jujube), 3889 nucleotides long. RefSeq names its product lysine-specific demethylase JMJ28. NCBI's taxonomy places the organism in Eukaryota, Viridiplantae, Streptophyta, Magnoliopsida, Rosales, Rhamnaceae. Gene Ontology annotation, molecular function: chromatin DNA binding; transcription coregulator activity; histone H3K9 demethylase activity. The record is from RefSeq and is a predicted model, not a curated record. The transcript has 12 exons. Gene Ontology annotation, cellular component: histone deacetylase complex; chromatin. The coding region runs from base 480 to 3554 and encodes 1024 amino acids. Gene Ontology annotation, biological process: regulation of transcription by RNA polymerase II.